Trichobilharzia szidati is the source of this 241-nucleotide messenger RNA. Lineage: Eukaryota; Metazoa; Platyhelminthes; Trematoda; Strigeidida; Schistosomatidae. The record is from the annotation of a GenBank genome assembly.
CACAAAUAUGAAAAUGAAUACAGCUGAUGCGACUAUGGCGCGUAAUUAUACAUCUAACAAGAAUUUGAAACGUGGACAUCUGGUAGGACAGCCAUUCUCUGUGAAACAAGUUAUUUGGCUCGCCGCCGACAUCACAUGGAUGGUGUUGAUAACAGUUACAAUCGUCAUUUUGUUGAGCUCAAUACCAAAACUUCGUGAAUUCUUAAUGAAACCUGAAUUUGUGAAAUAUUUUUUUUUGUAA